Molecule: messenger RNA, 1200 nt
Organism: Pochonia chlamydosporia 170
Lineage: Eukaryota; Fungi; Ascomycota; Sordariomycetes; Hypocreales; Clavicipitaceae
Product: beta-alanine synthase
Exons: 3
Coding region: 1-1200 (399 amino acids)
Molecular function (GO): hydrolase activity, acting on carbon-nitrogen (but not peptide) bonds, in linear amidines
Source: RefSeq, a predicted model, not a curated record
AUGUCGCGGCUUGCACUAUCCGACGACGACGCCCGGGUGAGGCAGUGGUUCGCUGAAGAGACAGCCAAACUGGACUGCCAAUUAACCGUGGACAAGAUGGGAAAUCAGUUUGCGAGGAAGAACGGAUCAUCCAACUCGGGUGCUCCCAUGAUUGCAAUGGGAAGCCAUCUGGACACACAACCGCGUGGAGGGCGCUAUGAUGGAAUUCUGGGUGUUCUUGCAGCCGUUGAAGUUCUGAGAACUUUGAAGGAUGCAGGAUACACUACCAAUUAUGAUGUUGGCGCCAUCAAUUGGACCAAUGAGGAGGGUGCCCGAUUUCCAAACUCAAUGGUAUCAUCUGGCGUGUGGGCUGGCAAGAUACCUCUACAGAAAGCGUGGAGCCUAGCAGAUAUCUUUGAUCCUUCUGCAACCAUGCACUCGGAGCUUGUGCGCCACGGUUAUGUUGGGGAUGUCGAAUGUUCAAGCGAUGCAGCGACGGGGUUUCCGCUCACAGCGCAUUUUGAACUGCACAUUGAACAAGGUCCUAUUCUGGAACGGACAGGCAGAAAGAUUGGCGUCGUGCAAGGAGCUCAGGCGUACAAAUGGAUAACUGUGUCUGUCACGGGUCGUGAUGCUCACACCGGCACGACGCCAUUAGACAUGCGGAGUGAUCCGUUACUAGCAACGGCCAAAAUGAUUGCCUCGUCGAAUGCCAUUGCAAAGAGGCAUGGCGCUUUGGCAUCCACAGGAGUCGUAAAGAUACCACCGAACUCAUCCACAAAUACCAUUGCUUCGACGACGUCUUUCUCGUUGGAUAUCCGCCAUCCAGAGGAUCACGUAGUGGCCCAAGUGCUCAGCGAGUGCCUCGAGUCGUUUGAAGCAAUUAGCAAGGAGGAUGGAAAGGGCGUCAAGUUCAAUUGGACGCUCGACACUGAUUCGGCUGCGACAAAGUUUGACAAGGACUGCAUCAAGGCCGUUGAGAUGGCAGCAAAUGACAUUGUUGGGCCCGAUGGAUGGAGUCCGUUGACGAGCGGAGCUGGCCAUGACAGCGUAUACACGAGUAAAAAGGUACCGACCACUAUGAUAUUUGUGCCUUGUAAGGAUGGUGUAAGCCAUCAUCCCGAAGAGUACUGUAGUCCUGAAGAUUGUGCUAUUGGAGCUCAGGCGCUGUUGCAAGCAGUUGUUAAUUAUGAUAACAUGCUGUCCGGGAAGAACGAUUAA